UGUAAACAAACAAUCUCAUUUAAUAUCCCAUCUAUCCUUCCAUCCAUCACUUCCAGCUCCAGCAGUGUCUAUGUAUGUGACAUAGAAAGAUAAUAAUGCAAAACUAGUACCUGCCCCCCCUCCCCUCAUUAUACAUUUAGACAUACACUCUUACUUACAUCUAUCAUUUCUCUCUUUCUAAUUCCUUCUUUCAUCCAUCACACAAAAAUACAUAAACUAACAUACAUUUUUCUUUCAAAUAUGGAAGAUAUAAAAUCCAACACAUUUUCCGACGAUUUUGACAGCGCUGUAUCUACGCCUUACGCCAGUGCUCCGUCAAGUCCAGGCCGUACACCGCCGGAUUAUUCCGACACCGACGUCGUCGGCGACGGCGGAGGAGGUUUCUUCUACAGUGCUCCGGCUAGUCCAAUGCACCAUAUGUUAUCAUCAUCUUCUUCCGUUUCCUCAAAUAACUUAGAAACCGCCGGCGGUUCAUUCGAGUUUGAGCUGACCUCCGGACCUCCGCCGUCUGGAUCUAUGUCCUCCGCCGACGAACUCUUCUUAAACGGCCAGAUCCGGCCUAUGAAACUCUCGUCUCACCUUGAACAUCCUCAGGAUCUGCCUCCAGGCGAAAAUGGCGACGUUUUGACAUCUAAUUUUAGAGAUUUUAAAUCUCGAGAUAGACGGAGAAGAGCUAGAUCUAUGUCUCCUUUAAGAUCUUCAAACACCGCUUUUCAAUGGCUUGAAAAUGGCAGAGACUCGACCGAAAUCAAUGAAAUCAAGCUGAAAUUAGCUUCAGAAGAAGACGAGGAGAAAAAAUACAUUGCCGAAACCGAAACGGAACCGUCGUCCGGCGCAUCAUCACGGUCGUCCUCCGCCGGCCGGAGCUCAAAACGAUGGGUGUUUCUGAAGGAGUUUCUUCACCGAAGCAAAUCCGAAGGCCGUAACACCACUACCAGCAACAAAAACCACAAAUUCUGGUCCACAUUAUCGUUGAGAAAACCGUCAGAUUCAAAAACCGAAGAGAUCGCCGCAACGCCUAAAUCGACAGCGAAAAAGGCGGUGAAUGGAGUAGUAGGAGCGAAUUAUAACAGGAAGGCAAGGAGAUCGGCGCACGAGAUGCAUUAUACGACGAAUCGAGCACAGGCGGAGGAGCUGAGGAGGAAGACGUACUUGCCAUAUAGACAAGGAUUGUUAGGGUGUUUAGGGUUUAGUUCAAAAGGAUAUGGAGCCAUGAAUGGAUUUGCUAGAGCUUUGAAUCCUACUGUUUCAUCAAGGUAAAAGAAGAUGGAGGAAAAUCUUCUUUUUAUAUAUAAAUAUAAAAGUUUGAUUUUGUAAUUUUUAAUUAGUAAGGAGGUUGUAUAGGGGAUUGUUUUUGAUGAUGCAAUUUUCUUUCUUAUGCAUAUUGAAUAUGAAUGUUCCAUUGUAAUCAACCAACAACCUAUAUGUAUAUAUGAUUAUUAUAUUAUAUAUAUAAAUUAUAACUAGAUUUGAUGUUA
Messenger RNA from Erigeron canadensis, 1478 nucleotides. RefSeq lists its product as uncharacterized. Bases 241 to 1260 code for a protein of 339 amino acids. Lineage: Eukaryota; Viridiplantae; Streptophyta; Magnoliopsida; Asterales; Asteraceae. The transcript has a single exon. The record is from RefSeq and is a predicted model, not a curated record.